GGGGAUGAGGUGCGGGGAGCAGGGUCUGGGUGCAGCGGGACUCAGGAGCCUGCGGGUAACAAACUGCUGCGACCUUCAGCGCCUUGGGCUCUGCGGUGGGGACGUGGAGUGCCCUGCACAGGGUCAAGCAGACUUAGGUCAGGAUGGCACCUCCCUUGGCAGAGAUGGCAGCUCACUGCAGAAUGGAGAACUAUAAGAAGACCAAAAUUGUGGAGAAACCUUGUACUCCUCCUUUCACUGACCUGCCUGCUGAUAUUAUUGAAAUGAAGGUGAAGGAUGGGAGCAAGAUAAGGAAUCUGAUGGGUUAUGCCAUGGGCAAGAUGGAGCAGGACUCGGUGAGGCAGAUUCUUUUCACUGGCUCAGGCAAGGCCGUCAGCAAGACCAUCACCUGUGUGGAAAUCAUGAAACGAAGGCUCAAGGAGCUGCACCAGAUCACCAAAGUGCUCUUCAAACAGAUAGAAGAAAUCUGGGAACCCAUUGUGCCUGAGGCCGGCCUCGAUGCCUUGACAGUGAAGAGAAACAUUCCUGCCAUUUGUGUCCUACUGAGCAAAGAUGCCCUGGAUCCUCAGGAGCCGGGGUACCAGGCCCCAGGAUCUUUCGAUGCCUUCUGGACUGAGACACUGAAAGCAGAGUCGCAGGGGCAGAUGAAGAGGAAGCAGGGUGGAGGCCGGGGAGCUGGCAGCACGGGGAAGCACCCUCGCUCCACCAGGGGAAUGCCGGGGGGGCCCUGAGGCAGCAGCUCCGCGCGUGGCUCGGGGGAGCUGCGGAAACCAGCCCGGGGCUGUGGCUGCACAGCUGCUGGACAUGGGGGCUCGCAGAGGGCAAGGGGAGGGCAGGAGGAGCGGACUGUUAUAACGGGGUGUGAUCGUAGCUGUCUGAAAAUGUGUUUUGACAAGUUCCCUUGCCAGAGGCUGCCAGGCUGUAGUCCUUAGGGGUUCGUGGAAGGAGGGAAUUGUCUCUGCUUGAGCAAGAACCGUUGGUGCUGUCAGUGAGCCCCAGCGAUGGGCUGCUAGCCCAGCGAGGUGUGAGGUGCCCGGGGGUGCAGCAGCCCAGCAGUGGGACAGGCACCUGCCUGUGUGCCAGGUGCAGGUUGCUCUGACCGAUACAAACAGGAGACAGACCUGGUGUGGAAUCCCCAGGCAGCUGCCAGCACUGCCCGGGCUCUUGAGCGUGCAGACAGCAGGGCACAGGGCUGGGCCAGCCAUUUCUGUGCCUGAAGAGUCCUCCUGCUGAGCCUGUCGGUGGGGUUGGUUGUAGGACUGCCAGGAUACAGCUCUGUCUGGCAUCAUCUGCACGUAGCUCCCUUUGGAGCUGGCAGUCGUGGCUCUCUCUCCAGACAGGCAGCAGUUGACUCGUGCUGUAACCAGGCUGAAUUUCUGUGGCUCUGCAUCUGUCCUGGGGGGUGGUAAUGGGAAGCUCCAAAGGAUCCUGUUCUUUCCCCUUUCUGCUCCUCGAUAAUGUACAAAGAUGGCUUUAAAAUAAAGGUGUAACUUC
Ficedula albicollis (Collared flycatcher) is the source of this 1494-nucleotide messenger RNA. RefSeq names its product ribonuclease P/MRP subunit p25 like (gene RPP25L). Gene Ontology annotation, molecular function: RNA binding. The transcript is spliced from 2 exons. Lineage: Eukaryota; Metazoa; Chordata; Aves; Passeriformes; Muscicapidae. Gene Ontology annotation, cellular component: ribonuclease MRP complex. Gene Ontology annotation, biological process: tRNA 5'-leader removal. The coding region runs from base 144 to 731 and encodes 195 amino acids. The record is from RefSeq and is a predicted model, not a curated record.